Molecule: messenger RNA, 462 nt
Organism: Gastrolobium bilobum
Lineage: Eukaryota; Viridiplantae; Streptophyta; Magnoliopsida; Fabales; Fabaceae
Product: S-protein homolog 2-like
Exons: 1
Coding region: 1-462 (153 amino acids)
Source: RefSeq, a predicted model, not a curated record
AUGGUUUCCAUCUCCGAAAUUAUGUUACCACUCUCUAUGUUCUUAACCAUACUUUUGGCUUCAAAGUUCAAGGCUGGUGAGAGUGGAUUUUUUACUGACAAUGUGAAAGUUAUAAUCACCAACAAAUUAACUAAUAUGCAGCUCGGUGUUCAUUGCAAAGACAAGACUCAUGAUCUUGGGUUUCAAGCAUUGCAGAUUGGGCAAUCAUACAGUUUCCAGGUUACGAUUAAUUUCAGAAAGAAUAAGCUGUACUUUUGCAGCUUUAAUUGGAUAACAGAUUCUCACUAUUUUGACAUUUAUGAUCAAUUUCGAGAUGAAUACUGUGAGGAAUUAUGUUCUUGGGAAAUUUUUGAAACGGGACCAUGUCAGAUUAACGCAAAGACUCGUCAAUGUUACGCGUGGAACAAAUCACUUCUAGGUGGGAGGCAACUUAAUGAAGGGAAUAACACUCUUGGAGUGUAA